Molecule: messenger RNA, 1611 nt
Organism: Dentiscutata erythropus
Lineage: Eukaryota; Fungi; Glomeromycota; Glomeromycetes; Diversisporales; Gigasporaceae
Source: the annotation of a GenBank genome assembly
AUGUAUGAUUUUCUUGAACUUGAUAAACAAGUCACAAUGCUGAAAGGGACCAUUGAUAUGGCAUAUUCGGCACAUAAGGAAUCAAUAAAAACAGAAAUUCGAUCUUUUAAAAAUCAGAAACAUUGCGAAAAAUGUAAAGAGGUAAUUGAAAAGAGAGUCGAAUUAGAUCAAUACCUUGAAAAGAAAAAGAAUAAGCAUAAAGAGGAGACUAAUCAAACGAUUGAUAAGUAUAUUGAUCAGGUUCGCGAUUCAAUAUUCAUAGAGCUUAAACAAAUGCUUGAUGCUAUUUUAAUACGAAAUAAACUUUCAAAUGAACAUCAAAAAUUUAUUGACAAGCAACUUGAAAACGUAUUAACAACGCGGAAGAAACUUUAUAAUAAAGAAGAUUGUGAACAAGAAGCCAAUAAAAUAUGGGAAUCAUUAUAUAAAGAAAUAUUAAUAUCACUAAAAAACGAAGACUCGACUAUUGAUGUGAAAAUAAAUGUUGAGGUAACCGAGAUCAGGGCAUAUGAUUAUCUUGACCAGGUUAAAAAGUUAAAGCUAUCUUCGUAUCUCGACCGAAAUAACAUAACAUUAAUUAAAGAAAAAAUCAAUAAUAUGAUAAAUCAAAAUUUAUCCGGAAUAGAUCAUUUUCAUACUGGAAUUGUGCAUCUUUGGAAAAUAUCUAUUAGGCCUAAAUUUAAGAUAAAUGUUCACGCAUACGCAUUGUUGAAUUUUAUUAAGAAAAUGAUAACAAUUCAAGACAAAUGGGAUAAGGAAAAUACACCGCUUGGGAUUAAUAUUCGUCUUCAAUACAGACAUUCACAUUUAUCUGAAGGCCAUAUUGCGGGUGACUUUUUAUUGAGAGCUAUUCAUAAAAAAGCGAUAGAUGCAGAAUAUAGGGAUCGAAUAAAUUUUUUGCGCGGCAAAGCUUGGAUAAACAGUUCCAAAACAGUUAGGCUUAAAUAUUUUAUUGAACUUGCUGAACAAGUUCAUAAUGGUGACCUAAAUAAAGGUGUUCUACACUUUUCAGUACCACGUGAAAGUAUUGAAAAGUGGUUUGAGAAUAAAGUUAAUCUAGAUGAAAGAACAAAUCAAGGACAAAUUUACAAAGAAACCUUUGAUACUGAAUUUGAUGAUGUUCGUCAGAAAAUUCAUAAUUGCAAAAGUUAUGAAGAUGUUGAAAAGUUUGUAAACAAUUAUAUAGUACAAGUUGAAGGUAUUGAAUAUCAAUUAAAUAUUAAAGAUAAUUCAAUUACUGAAAAUUUUACAUUAUUCCGUGAAGCUAUAGAGAAAGAGCUUGAUGCAGAGAAAGAGCUCAGUAUUAGAGGAAAUGCUUUGUGUUGUGGGUUAAAAGAGCAUGAUAAAGAUGUUGGCGAAUAUAAAUUUCAUCAUACUAGCCAUCAGCCACCAGGUCUUAAUGGGGUUAGUUAUAGAGGCAUAGAAAAGCUUACUGUAAAGGCAUGUCAUAACAAAUUAGAUGCAGAUUAUGUAUAUAUUUGUGAUGUGCGUAAAAAAUGGAAGGAGGCAAAGACUCAAAAUUACCCAAAUUGGAAAUUUGAACCCCAUUGUAUGAACGUUUUUAAUGAUAUUAUGCGGUGGUUUUUUCAAAUGCUUCAGCAGAAUCUCUAG